Molecule: messenger RNA, 954 nt
Organism: Penicillium soppii
Lineage: Eukaryota; Fungi; Ascomycota; Eurotiomycetes; Eurotiales; Aspergillaceae
Product: SDR family oxidoreductase
Exons: 6
Coding region: 1-954 (317 amino acids)
Biological process (GO): fatty acid catabolic process
Molecular function (GO): 2,4-dienoyl-CoA reductase (NADPH) activity
Source: RefSeq, a predicted model, not a curated record
AUGCCACUCCGAAAAACCGACUACCUGAGCGACUCCUGGAAGGAUGGCAUCUUCGCAAACAAAGUAGUCUUCUGCACCGGCGGUGCCGGCACAAUCUGUAGCGCCCAAGUGCGCGCCCUAGUGCACCUCGGUGCAAACGCAUGUAUCAUCGGCCGUAACGUCGAGAAGACCGAGCGUGCCGCGCAAGAUAUCGCGACCGCCCGACCCGGCGCGAAGGUCAUUGGCAUUGGGGCUGUGGAUGUGCGCAAGCUUGAGGCUCUGCAGCAGGCUGUUGAGCGCUGUGUCAAGGAGCUGGGCGGUAUUGACUUCGUCAUUGCUGGUGCGGCGGGUAACUUCCUCGCUUCGAUUGAGCAGCUCUCGCCGAAUGCGUUCAAGUCUGUGAUGGAUAUCGAUGUCUUGGGCUCGUAUAAUACCCUCAAGGCUACACUGCCGUAUUUGAAGGAGUCCGGGAAGAAGCACAGAAUGGACUCGGAGUCUCUUCAGCCAUCGCCUCUUGGUACUGGUGGUAGGAUUAUUUUCGUUAGCGCUACCAUUCACUACCGCGGUAUGCCUUUCCAGACUCAUGUGUCUGUUGCCAAAGCCGGUAUCGAUGCCUUGUCGCACAGCGUUGCGAUUGAGUAUGGGCCUCGCGGCGUGACUUCUAAUAUCAUUGCACCGGGUCCGAUUGCACAGACUGAGGGCUUGGAGCGGCUCCUCCCAUCGGAUGCUCUGGAGGCCUAUACCAAGGCCCAGCCUCUCGGUCGCUUCGGCCACGUUCGCGACAUCGCCGACGCCACUGUUUAUCUGUUCUCGGAUACAGGCAGCUAUGUCACUGGCCAAACCCUUGUUGUUGACGGCGCGAACUGGCGUAUGUCGGCAGGCGGCGCUUCCGGCGGAAGCCUGACAUACCCCGACUUCCUACUUUCUGGAGAUGAUGUGCCAAAUGUCACUGGCAAGAAAAAGUCGAAGCUUUGA